GUGCGUUUGUGUGUGCCCAUUUUAAGUGACUGUAAAUGCCUUGCGGAACCAUUCGGUGCCGGGUAACUGCGCGUAGACGGACAUGUUUCUCCGACACACCUGUUCGGAGACGCAGCGUUUGAAAUGGCUGUCACCCUUCACACAGACCUAGGCGACUUUAAAAUCGAAUUGUUCUGUGAGCGCACGCCGAGGACAUGCGAGAACUUUGUGGCUCUGUGUGCCAGUGGGUUCUACAAUGGUUGCAUCUUCCACAGAAAUAUUAAAGGCUUCAUGGUUCAAACAGGAGAUCCUACAGGCACAGGCAAAGGAGGAACAAGUAUCUGGGGUCGCAAUUUCGAAGAUGAGUUCAGUGAGCACUUAAAACAUAAUGUGAGAGGGGUGGUCUCAAUGGCUAACAAUGGCCCCAACACAAAUGGCUCCCAGUUUUUCUUCACCUAUGCCAAACAGCCUCACCUGGACAUGAAGUACACAGUGUUUGGAAAGAUUAUUGAUGGCCUGGAAACCCUGGAUGAACUGGAGAAACUGCCUGUCAAUGAAAAGACGUUUCGACCACUGACUGAAACCCGGAUAAAGGAUGUGACCAUUCAUGCUAACCCUUUUGCUGGAUAGCCAACUUGGACUUGAAAUUGGCAGAUAGGCCUUGAACACAGCCAUGAACUCUGAAGUUUCCCAAUGAGCACAGUGAUACAGUGUAUGGUACCUUGCCAAAGUUAAAAUGGACAACUUAGAGAAUAGAAAUUGGAAAGAAAGCUCCCAGACAUCAACAAUUGAUAGGACACCGACUGAGGAUGUGAAAUGCUAAGUUGUAUUAACAAAAUUAGGGUUUAUACACCAGAAUUUUCCAAAUAAGCAUGACCUAGAAUUUAAUUGUCAUUUUGGGUGAAAAAUAUCUAAUUGCUUUAAUAACUAAACACCGUAGUCACUGUCUGUGAAGUAAUUCCAAAUUUUACAACUUCAUGAAAAAUCCAGCAGUCUGAUCUCAACAGCUUGUAGCUACAUCUGUGAUUGUAAAGUUUGAGAAAUGGUUAUUCUCCUUUUAAACUCAUAUCAACAUGUCGCAGUCACUGUAACGAAGGAGUGCGAGUUAUUCGUAGCCUAUCCAUUUUCAUGCAUUCACAUUUAACACCAUAAAAAGAAAACACGUGGCUUUAUACGGCACUGCUGUAGGAUUUGGAUUUUCUUCAACAGACUAUGUAAAUAAAUUGCCAAUGUUUUGUACGAAAUAAAGCUUUUGUAAAUAA
Molecule: messenger RNA, 1241 nt
Organism: Xiphias gladius (swordfish)
Lineage: Eukaryota; Metazoa; Chordata; Actinopteri; Istiophoriformes; Xiphiidae
Gene: ppil3
Product: peptidylprolyl isomerase (cyclophilin)-like 3
Exons: 6
Coding region: 124-609 (161 amino acids)
Biological process (GO): protein peptidyl-prolyl isomerization; protein folding
Cellular component (GO): catalytic step 2 spliceosome
Molecular function (GO): peptidyl-prolyl cis-trans isomerase activity
Source: RefSeq, a predicted model, not a curated record